Messenger RNA from Artibeus jamaicensis (Jamaican fruit-eating bat), 5138 nucleotides. It is a transcript of the gene WDR44, whose product is annotated as WD repeat domain 44. The record is from RefSeq and is a predicted model, not a curated record. Bases 395 to 3118 code for a protein of 907 amino acids. Lineage: Eukaryota; Metazoa; Chordata; Mammalia; Chiroptera; Phyllostomidae. The transcript has 20 exons. Gene Ontology annotation, molecular function: protein binding.
AGCAACUCCUCUUGCAGCUGCUGUAAUUGCUGCUGCGGGAGAAAGUGGACUGUCUCUAGUCCGCGAGCCCGCCCUGCCCAGCUGAGGAGAGCCACCGCCUCUUUUCUUGUUCCUCACUUACACCUAUUGCCGGGAGCGGCGACGGCUACAGUCCCUGGGCUCAGCGCUGUCUCAUCUCCUCAGACGGCUGCUUUGCCGGUCAUUCCCGCAGCCGGGCAGCUGACGGCUCCCCUCUGGUCCUAACCGGCUCCUCUCUGCACAGCGUCCGUUCCCUCCUCAUCCUCGCGCGGGACCACCUCCCCACAGUCUCGCCAGGGUGGAGGACGAGGAGCAGGAGACGAGAGUCACCCUCUCAGGCGACGUCGGCCCCCUCGUCCGCGGGUGUGUCCUAUAAAUGGCGUCGGAAAGCGACACGGAGGAAUUCUUUGAUGCCCCCGAAGAUGUGCACCUAGGAAGCGGCUACCCUGCAGGAUCUUCAGAAAAGGUUGGAAUUUCAACAUUAGAGGAAACAGAGAACACUCCACACAAAGUUGGAAAUGAGUCACCUGUACAAGAAUUGAAACAAGAUGUGUCUAAAAAGAUUAUUGAAAGUAUUAUUGAGGAGAGUCAGAAAGUACUACAGCUUGAAGAUGACUCUUUGGACUCCAAAGGAAAAGGACACUCUGAUCAGGCUACUGGCGGUCCUCUCGUGGCUGGGACAGAUCUUAGCAAUAUACCUGGAUUGUUAGCCAUAGAUCAAGCACUACAGGAAGAUUCCAAAAGGGAAGAGAGUCAGAAUGCAUCUGAAGAAACUGAAUUAGAAUCAAAAAAAGAUUUUCCUUCUGAGGACGCCUGUGAGAAGCCAGUAGAUGAAACCACUAAGUUAAAUGAAAUAAGUUCAACUGAGCAGCUUAAUGUGCCUGAAACUGAAACGGAAGUAUUGAACAAGGAAGCGGUAGAAAUCAAAGGAAGUGACAUUCUAGAAUCUGCAUCCUCAAACUCCUCGUCUGCUAAAGAUUGUGCUACUGUGGAAGAUUUGGCUCCUGCCAAACCCCCAAGACAACUUACUCCAGAACCUGAUAUAGUGGCUAGUACAAAGAAGCCUAUUCCAGCACGUCCACCCCCUCCAACUCAUUUCCCUCCUCCUAGACCACCACCUCCAUCUCGACCUGCUCCACCACCAAGAAAAAAGAAAAGUGAAUUGGAGUUGGAGGCUCUUAAAACACCUGAUCUGGAUGUUCCCAAAGAGAAUAUUACAUCUGAUCCUCUAACUACAAACAUGGCUUCAGAGGGUACCGUCAAGGAUUCUCAGCCUUCUCUUGAUUUGGCAAGUGCUACCAGUGGAGAUAAAAUAGUUACUGCCCAGGACAAUGGAAAAGCACCUGAUGGGCAGACAGUAGCAGGUGAAGUGGUGGGCCCUCAGAGACCUAGAUCCAACUCUGGGAGAGAGCUUACCGAUGAGGAAAUUUUAGCCAGUGUAAUGAUUAAGAACCUGGACACUGGAGAAGAAAUACCUUUGAGUCUUGCGGAAGAGAAACUACCAACAGGUAUUAAUCCUCUCACUCUACACAUCAUGAGAAGGACUAAAGAAUAUGUAAGUAAUGACGCAGCACAGUCAGAUGAUGAAGAGAAGUUACAGUCUCACGCAACAGAUACUGAUGGUGGAAGGUUAAAACAGAAAACGACUCAACUAAAGAAGUUCCUAGGAAAAUCAGUGAAGAGAGCAAAGCACCUUGCUGAGGAAUAUGGUGAACGUGCUGUAAAUAAAGUUAAAAGUGUUAGAGAUGAAGUGUUUCAUACUGAUCAAGAUGAUCCUUCAUCAAGUGAUGAUGAAGGAAUGCCAUACACAAGACCAGUUAAAUUCAAAGCAGCACAUGGUUUCAAAGGACCUUAUGAUUUUGAUCAGAUAAAAGUGGUGCAAGAUCUUAGUGGCGAACAUAUGGGAGCUGUUUGGACCAUGAAAUUUUCUCAUUGUGGCAGAUUACUUGCCUCAGCUGGACAAGACAAUGUAGUGAGAAUAUGGGCUUUAAAAAAUGCUUUUGACUACUUCAACAAUAUGCGAAUGAAAUACAAUACUGAAGGACGUGUGUCCCCAUCACCUUCUCAGGAAAGCCUAAAUUCAUCAAAAUCUGAUACAGAUACUGGGGUAUGCAGUGGAGCUGAUGAAGACCCCGAUGAUAAAAAUGCACCAUUUCGACAACGGCCAUUUUGCAAAUAUAAAGGACAUACUGCUGAUCUCCUUGAUCUUUCAUGGUCUAAAAACUACUUUCUGCUUUCUUCUUCAAUGGACAAAACAGUCAGAUUAUGGCAUAUUUCCAGAAGAGAAUGCCUUUGCUGUUUUCAGCAUAUAGAUUUUGUCACUGCUAUAGCUUUUCAUCCAAGAGAUGACAGGUAUUUUCUAAGCGGGUCAUUGGAUGGAAAGCUCCGCCUUUGGAACAUACCUGACAAAAAAGUGGCUUUGUGGAAUGAAGUAGAUGGUCAAACAAAGUUGAUCACAGCUGCAAAUUUCUGUCAAAAUGGCAAAUAUGCAGUGAUUGGGACAUAUGAUGGCAGGUGCAUUUUCUAUGAUACAGAGCAUUUGAAAUAUCACACGCAAAUACAUGUCCGCUCUACCAGAGGACGCAACAAGGUUGGAAGAAAAAUUACUGGCAUUGAGCCUUUACCAGGAGAAAAUAAGAUACUGGUAACCUCGAAUGACUCCAGAAUCAGACUGUAUGAUCUUAGAGAUUUGUCACUUUCCAUGAAGUAUAAGGGUUAUGUCAACAGCAGCAGCCAGAUCAAAGCAAGUUUCAGCCAUGAUUUUAGUUACCUCGUUAGUGGCUCAGAAGAUAAGUAUGUUUAUAUUUGGAGUACUUACCAUGACCUAAGCAAGUUUACUUCAGUCAGGAGAGAUCGUAAUGACUUUUGGGAAGGGAUUAAAGCACAUAAUGCAGUUGUUACUUCAGCCAUCUUUGCUCCAAACCCAAGUUUGAUGUUGUCUUUAGAUGUGCAAUCUGAAAAACCAGAAAGUGAAGAUGCUGAAGUUUUAGAUACCAUGUCUUCUGGUAUUAUGAAGACAGAUAACACAGAAGUUCUUCUCUCUGCUGACUUCACUGGAGCAAUCAAAGUGUUUAUUAACAAAAGGAAAAAUGUAUCUUAAUUUGAAAUGCCAUUUAAAAUAAACAUAUCAGUAAGUUUCUCUAUAUAUCAGAACUGAAAAAAAUUAUAGUGUUUCAGGCUAACAUCUUUUUUUUUUAAUUUUUGUUGGAAGAUGUUCAAAUAUAAUAUAUUUUUUGAGAGGCAGUGUUAAUGAUCUAGUAAACCCUGAACUGAUAGACUAGAAGGGAAUGUGGCUAGAGUAACAUUGCCAGACAUAUGGCUUUACAUUUUGUUAUAUUUGUGUUUUUGUUAUAUAAUUGUGAACUUGCACAGGUUUCUGCAUGAAAAUAUAUUAAUAUAUUAAUCCCAUGUGUGUGCCUUUUGGUUACAUGCACUAAAUCUUAACAAAGUUAAAUUAUUUCAAUGGCUCAUUUGGCCUCUUAAUGGGGAAGGAGUCUUGUUUCUAGCUUAAACAAUUUCUUUUGCACAAAAUUUCAUUUUUUUUAAAAAGUGGUAUCUUUCGACUGAGUUAUUGUUUUAAAAAUGUUAUAUAGGUUUUCAAUAGGUCAACAACCAUGUGUAAAUGGUUUUUAUAAAUUUCUCAAUUUGGGGACAAGAUUUUUCUUGUGGUCUAACUUGUGGACUUAAGAUUCUUUUCUUUGUAUGUGUAUAUAUAUAUUUUUUUUUGCCACACUGGAGCACAAUGUUUCUAUGUAAAGAAUUUUUUUCAUUCUUUAUCCAUGAGCACCAGGCUUUGCUCACUUAAAAAAUUAAGCCACAUUAAGGAGUGAGUCUUCUUUUUUACAAUAAUGUAAAAAUGAACUGUUUACAUUUUUUUAAAGCAUUGUAGUUUUAAAAACUAAGCCGUUUUGUUUUGUGUUGUUGAAUUUGAAAGUCUUUGCAAAUAUUGAUAUAAUGUACCAAUGAAAUAACAUCUGGGGCAAUGGCACCCUGAUAAUGUUGUUGAUGGUUAGCAUAUGUUUCUGAAAAUUAAAUAGUUUAUUAAAAGUUGGUUGCCAACACUUGUUAAACAUGUGACUUCAUUUUCAGAUGACUUUGGUAAUUUGAGAAAUGCAAGAAAAACAAAGCCUUGUUUUAUAAUUUGAUCUUCAGCAAGCAGAAGACCAGACUUUAAAUUCCACAAUCCAUUAGCUAGAUACCUUUACAAAAAAAGAAAUUUUAAUUCUGGUUCUGAAGUGACCAUUACUGAGAGUUUAUCUCUCUGCUUAUAUGUUCUUUACUAUUGUACAUUUGCUUUCAGUAUGUAAGAAAGAAGCUGGGGAGCCAUGAUCAUGUCCUUGUUAAUCAGCAUGGUCUCAGAGUGAUUUGGAUUUUCUAGUUAAUUAUGUAUUAUUUGCCUUGGUUAAGCUUAUGCCACUUGUUUCCUUCCACCAGUGCAAUACUCCUCAGCCCUCUGCUCACUCCCCUGUCCCCAUCUCUGUCUUCUCACUCUUCUGUACUCUGCCGGACAGAUGGAGUUGUUACACCAUUGGCUUUCUAACCAGUCAGUUUCUUAGUCUCAAGGUCUGGAUUGGUAUAGUGUUUCAAAGAACCGUGAUGCCCAUAGAUCUUGCAGGCAGCUUAGUUUUCACUGACUUCUGCCUGAGGAGGACUUGUAGUCAGUUGUGGUGCUGGUCCUUUCAACUACAGAUAAUUGGGGUAUUGCCAUGUGACUAUAUCCUGAUAGGUUUUAUGUUGUUUGUUGAACAAAAAGGCAAAAAGAUAGUUGGGAUGCCAGCUUAAGAGAAUAAUACUGACACUUCUAAGUUUAGUUUUUAGAUGCUUGCUGUCCACUCUAUAAAUACAUUGCAAAGUAACAAGUCAGAAAAUGAAUUUGAAAAGGUAGCAACCUGAUGUAUGCAAAGAAAAACUUAGCAGUAUUCUUCACAAAAAUAAGUGUUAGAAACUCACUGUAGUAAGUAGUGUGGUAUUCUAGGAAAGAACACAGAUUCUAGAAUUAGAUAAACUUGGAUUUGGUUCCAUCUAUUAGCACAUUCUUUAGCCAAGCUAUCCUAUGUUAAUUUCCAUUUUCUUAACUGUAAUAUGAGAAUGCCUACCUGAAAUUAUAAAGAUUUACUGAG